AUGUCAUCAAAUAUUCUUUCGGUAUUUAAUCCUCCUAAAUCAGGUCCUUAUCCUCCAUCACAAGAAAAUUCAGAAGAACAAUGUUUACCAUGUACAGCAAUUCAAUCAUUUGUUGCUCUUGGAUGUGGAUUUUAUUUAAGUUCACCAAAUCAAUUUAAAGAUAAAACUACAGGAAAAAUAGAUUUCGUUAAAAAUCCACUUUGGUGGCAAAGAUCAGUUCGUGGCGCUGGAAUUAUAUUAUUUGGUUUAGGUGCUUAUAGAGCAGGUGAAGUUUUUCAACUUUUAUAUAAAAAGAAAUUUGGAGAAAUUUAA
Molecule: messenger RNA, 312 nt
Organism: Candida tropicalis MYA-3404
Lineage: Eukaryota; Fungi; Ascomycota; Pichiomycetes; Serinales; Debaryomycetaceae
Exons: 1
Coding region: 1-312 (103 amino acids)
Source: RefSeq, a predicted model, not a curated record